Messenger RNA from Camelina sativa (false flax), 1371 nucleotides. NCBI's taxonomy places the organism in Eukaryota, Viridiplantae, Streptophyta, Magnoliopsida, Brassicales, Brassicaceae. The record is from RefSeq and is a predicted model, not a curated record.
AUCGUCCUCUGUGGGAUGACUCAUUUGCUUAACGCUUGGACGUACUACGGACCGCAUUCUUUCCAGCUUAUGUUAUGGCUCACCAUCUUCAAAUUCCUCACGGCGCUUGUCUCGUGCGCAACGGCCAUCACGCUCUUGACUUUGAUCCCGUUGUUGUUGAAAUGGAAAGUGAGAGAGCUUUACUUGAAGCAGAAUGUGUUGGAACUUAACGAAGAGGUUGGACUGAUGAAGAAACAGAAGGAAAUGAGUGUGCAGGUGAGGAUGCUGACUCGUGAAAUCAGGAAAUCGCUAGAUAAGCAUAUGAUCCUGCGGACUACUCUCGUCGAGCUAUCCAAGAUUCUUGAUUUACAGAACUCUGCUGUUUGGAUGCCUAACGAGAACAGAACCGAGAUGCAUUUGACUCAUGAGCUUAGGGCGAAUCCGAUGAGGAGUUUUAGGGUGAUCCCGAUCAAUGAUCCUGAUGUUGUUCAGGUUAGGGAGACUAAAGUUGUGACCAUUCUGAGGAAAAACUCUGUUCUUGCUGUUGAGAGUAGUGGUUGUGGAGGUUCGGAAGAGUUUGGUCCAGUUGCUGCAGUUCGUAUGCCAAUGCUUCACGGAUUGAAUUUCAAAGGAGGAACUCCCGAGUUUGUGGAUACUCCUUAUGCUAUAAUGGUUUUAGUACUUCCGAGUGCGAAUUCACGGGUUUGGACUGAUAAAGAGAUCGAAAUAGCGGAAGUUGUUGCUGAUCAGGUAGCGGUUGCUAUCUCUCAUGCAUCGGUUCUUGAAGAAUCACAGUUAAUGAGAGAAAAACUUGGUAUUCAAAACCGAGCUUUGCUUCGAGCUAAACAGAACGCGAUGAUGGCUAGUCAAGCAAGGAACACUUGCCAGAAAGUGAUGAGUCAUGGAAUGAGGAGACCAAUGCACACUAUCCUCGGUCUCCUCUCGAUGUUUCAGUCAGAAAGUAUGAGUCUUGACCAGAAGAUCAUUGUUGAUGCGCUCAUGAAAACAAGCACUGUUCUCUCGGCUCUUAUCAAUGACGUGAUUGACAUCUCGCCUAAAGAUAACGGGAAAUCUGCAUUAGAGGUAAAACGGUUUCAGCUACAUUCUUUGAUAAGAGAAGCCGCUUGCGUCGCGAAAUGCUUGAGCGUUUACAAAGGCUACGGUUUUGAGAUGGAUGUUCAAACGCGUUUGCCUAAUUUAGUUGUGGGAGAUGAGAAGAGAACAUUUCAGCUUGUGAUGUACAUGCUUGGUUAUAUCUUGGAUAUGACUGAUGGAGGCAAAACCGUUACAUUCAGGGUUAUCUCUGAAGGUACUGGUAGUAGUCAGGACAAGAGCAAAAGAGAGACUGGAAUGUGGAAGUCGCAUAUGUCGGAUGAUUCGCUCGGUGUGAAA